AUGGUAUGUGGUUCUGAAAGCCAGACUCGUAUUUCAGCCGCAUUCUGCGACUUGUAUUGCAGCCCGUUGUGUUGCGUGUCCGAGGCAAACAUUGUGAAGCAAUGCAACUCAAAAUUCGAGGAUUCGUAUGUUCACAUGUCCUCCUCGCUCCGCUCGUUGAAGUUAUAUUGGCGUGGUGCCAAUGAUGACUCGGUUGGAGUGUACGCCAGGGAGAAUAUGGGCCUAAAAAUGGAAAACGGAGGAUUAUCUCUUGCGAAUUACAAGUUUGCGUUGAACACCGUAAUUUCGUUGAAUUUCCUUGUCCCCAAAGAUCCAAAGUAUAUCUUGUAAGUCGUCUAGUAUAGGCUAUUUGUAAAGUGGAAGGGUUUUUUGCGAUUUGUGGCCGCUUUUUGACAUAUUAGGUCGAUCAGAAAGUUCGCUCGUUUUUUUUUGAAUGUUUAAUUUUUCAUUAUUUUUCGGGAAAAAGCAGAUGCCGCGAGCGCAAAUUUUUUCCUCCUAGAUUCAUUUAUGAGCCCGAAAAAUGAUGAAAAAUUUUAUUAAAAAAAAAAAAAAACUAAAAAGACAGUGUUGUAGAGGAGAAAAAGCUGUAUCAAAUAAAAAUAUUCCCUUCGCCAAACAAACAAACAAUCCUUGUAAAACAAAGCAAUGAAAAAAAACGAACGAACUUUAUGGACGAGCCAUUAGUAUCCUUGAUAAUGUCGCAAUCCUUUCCAGCAAUCGAAUCGGACUCCGUCGCAGAGCCGACGGCUCCUCCUUCGUUGCGGACCUCUAUAACAAUGGCUUGAUUGCCCAACCGUUACUCUCCAUAUGUCGUACGCAAAGACUUCGAGGCUUUAGUCGACUGAAUUUCGGCAAGCUCUGCACUGAUGCUUGCGAAGACUAUCACUUCUUUGAUAUUGUCAGUGGUAUGGAGUUCAUGCUUGACGUUGCAUACGCAAAAGUCUUUGAUUACGAAAUAUAUGGCCGCCAUCGAGUAGGUCGUAAUUACCUUGCGAUCAUAGCUGCUCCAAUUUUCAGAUGGUGAUCUCCGAGUCGGAGGCUUUCUAUGUCCCUCAAGUCGUGUUAGCGCAUCUUCUAAACACAAAGAUCCUCAGAUUUUACAACCAGCAGAAGUACAUGGUCGAAAUCAACCCCGAGUACAAGUUUCUGUGGAAGCUCUCGGACACAUUCGACAUCUCUUUAAACGCAACAACCAUGUUCUCCAGGCUUCCAUCCCAGGCGUUUAUAAUCAUCAAAUCAUUGGAGCCAAAUCCUGACGAUUUAAAGUGGAUUUUGAGCUCAAGACUCUUCUUCCAAUACUGUGUUGCGUUGGAUUAUGAGAAAACUAGGAUUGGAUUUGCGAGAAUGCAGCCAAGGAAGGAUCUAAGAUCGGAUGGAUAG
This is a messenger RNA of Bursaphelenchus xylophilus (pine wood nematode), 1380 nucleotides long. The record is from the annotation of a GenBank genome assembly. NCBI's taxonomy places the organism in Eukaryota, Metazoa, Nematoda, Chromadorea, Rhabditida, Aphelenchoididae.